Messenger RNA from Pelobates fuscus (common spadefoot toad), 2269 nucleotides. RefSeq names its product glutathione S-transferase LANCL1-like. Gene Ontology annotation, cellular component: plasma membrane. Gene Ontology annotation, biological process: peptide modification; carbohydrate metabolic process. Lineage: Eukaryota; Metazoa; Chordata; Amphibia; Anura; Pelobatidae. The record is from RefSeq and is a predicted model, not a curated record. The transcript has a single exon. Bases 30 to 1238 code for a protein of 402 amino acids.
UCGCGUGUCUUGCAGGCCUUUGUUACACCAUGGAGCAAAGAUAUUUUCAAAACCCGUAUCCUGACUACAACCAGCAAGAGUCAUCAGACUUCACCUCCACAGUGCAGCUGUCAUCUGACUUUGUACACCGCCUGAAUAGUAAGAUCAAGGAGCUCCUUCAGCUAAUGGAAAAGGGUCUGAAAUCUGUGGACCCUGCUGACUGUACCACUUACACAGGAUGGGCAGGGAUUGCGAUGUUGUAUUUACACCUCUCAGAUGUGUACGGAGAGCCAUCGCUUUUGCAGAAAGCACAAGAGUAUGUCCAAAGAAGCCUGCGCUGUUUGACCAGAAGGGACGUCACUUUCCUUUGUGGAGAUGCUGGGCCAUAUGCUAUAGGAGCUGUUGUGUUUCAGAAGCUUGGAUACUCAAAUGAAGCUGAUGAUUGUAUCAGGAGCCUCCUUCAGAUGCAUGCUUCUGUGAUAAAGUUGGACUCCCGACUCCCAGAUGAAUUACUCUACGGAUGUACGGGAUAUAUCUACGCCCUCCUUUUUAUCAACAAACAGUAUGGGAUGGAGAAGAUCCCUUUGGGAUACAUUCAGCAGGUGUGCCAUACGGUACUGGAGUCAGGUCUGCAGUUGUCAGGACAAAGAAACUUCACCGCUCAGAGCCCACUGAUGUAUGAGUGGUACCGAGAGUAUUAUGUUGGCCCUGCCCAUGGCCUUGCAGGGAUAUACUACUACUUAAUGCAGCCUGAAUGCAACCUUGGUAGUGAUAAGCUGUUGACAUUUGUGCGACCCAGUUUGGACUAUUUCAGCCAUCUCAAGUUCCAGACUGGCAACUACCCACCCUGCAUAGGCGACCAUAGAGAUUUGCUAGUUCACUGGUGCCACGGAGCCCCAGGUGUCAUUUACAUGUUAAUCCGGGCCUAUAAGGUUUUUGGCGAUCAGAAAUACCUGAUAGACGCCUUGCAUUGUGCAGAAGUAUGUUGGCAGCGUGGGUUACUGAGGAAAGGCUAUGGGCUGUGCCAUGGAUCAGCUGGAAAUGCCUACAGCUUUCUUGCACUCUACAACUUGACCCGUGAUUUAAAGUACUUACAUAGAGCAUGCAAGUUUGCAGAAUUUUGUAUGGAUUAUGGUGAGCAUGGCUGCAGGACACCAGACACUCCUUUCUCUAUGUUUGAAGGUAUGGCCGGGACAAUUUACUUCCUGUCUGAUUUACUAGAACCAUCGAGAGCCAGGUUUCCAGCUUUCGAAAUCUGAGAACCAUUUAGUGCACCCCCCACCCCUCUUAGUUCCACGUUGACAGCGUCAUGGAAUAAUGCUUGAUGUAAAAGCCAUAAAAACAGCUUAGCGUUGAUAACCAGCAUUCAGUGAUGCUUUCGUACACUGCCAGAUAUGAAACUCUGUUCACAGACUUUAUCUGUGAAAAGUAUAACUUCUUAUUAAAGGCAUAUGACAAAAAAAGUGAACUGUAAAUAGUUGAAUGUAAAAAGUAACUGUGUUGCAUGACUCUUUAAACCCUGCAUAGGCAUCAUCUUGUCAUCUCUGGCCCAUUAUAACAUCCUCUGUCUGCUAUAGUUGUGACACAGAGGCUGAUUGGCAUUUAUUGCUCAUUAACUUCUUACCUUUGCGUGUUUUCUGGAAAAGAAAUUCAAUGUUUUUAAAGGGGAACUAUCACUUCUCUGGGACUUAAACCAUUAAAACAUUGAAAAUCAUCUAUAACUUGUGGUAACCUUUUUUGUUUAAAGAUGCUCCAUUUUAUGUUAAAUAUAUUUAACAGAUUUGGAUAAAGUGAUAUAGCAAGCCAGUUCAGUUUGUGCACAGUCAGGGCACACAUUGUAUUGAAGGAGAAACAAAUAUUUAAUUUUUCUGUUUUUCCUCUUAUACUAACUAUGGUAAGUAGCAGAAAAAAGCAGCAUUUAUGACAAUGACUGAAAGGAAGCAAAGAUGGAGACACUAAUUCUGGCUAGAAGUAAAAAAAAAAAAAAAAACAGCGGUGUGAAUUUCUACAUUUCAUUUUUUUUUUUUAGAUCUCACAAAGACAUAUAUGGUGGUAAAUAUAGGGAAUAAGGAAACCUAAUAUUAAAGAUCUUGGGAAGUGACAGCUUCCCUUUAAUAUACUUACUAGUUGUUAGGUGGUCCCUCCCCAUGAAAAAAACCAUCUUUCAGUGAAAACCUGUAUAAGUGAGAAACAAACGUGCACGUUUUAGAAUAUCCAGCUCAUAUGAUUUAUAAUGUAGUUUGCUUGUACACAUUGAAGAAUUAUUGAAAUAAAAUACUUUUUUGUUUAA